This is a messenger RNA of Chironomus riparius, 276 nucleotides long. NCBI's taxonomy places the organism in Eukaryota, Metazoa, Arthropoda, Insecta, Diptera, Chironomidae. The record is from the annotation of a GenBank genome assembly.
AUGGCAACAUUGCUAUUCAUACCAAAUGUUAUGUUUCUAUCAAUUACAUACUCAAUACUUCCAUCAUCAUCCAUCGAUGAUGAUCACAUGUGUGGCGUCAAUGACGAGAAUUACUUAACAAUUCAAGACAAUCAGAAACAAAAGGCAAAGAAACAACAACUUCUUCUUGACACAACAACAGGUGAUUUUCGAUGGCAUCAAUCAGCCUUACAAUCACCGGCGAUGAUUGUUUUUCUUAUGUGUUUAUGGGAGGUUGCACACUAUGCUAUAUGCUGA